This is a messenger RNA of Prorocentrum cordatum, 2619 nucleotides long. Lineage: Eukaryota; Dinophyceae; Prorocentrales; Prorocentraceae. The record is from the annotation of a GenBank genome assembly.
AUGCCGGGCGGUCGGCCGGGGCCUCGACCGAGCGUCUCCUCCUCCGCGGCCGCGAUCAAGGAGUGCGGCGGCACGUCGCGGUGGAGCGCGGCACUGAGCCUGCUCCGGGAGGCAUGCCGACGGCCCGCGGAGGCCGAGCCCCGCCUCUACGUCGUGGCCGCCGGCGCGUGCGGGAGGGGCGGGCAGUGGCAGUGGGCGCUGUCUCUGCUCGGCGAGCUGUGGGAGGCGGAGGUGCAGCCCGACGCCAUCAGCUGCAGUGCCGGGAUCGGCGCGUGCCAGAAGUGCGGGCAGUGGCAGAGGGCACUGCGGCUGCUCGGAGAGAUGCGGGAGGCGAAGCUGGAGCCGGACGUCCUUUCAGAGUUACAGCGCCGGGAUCAGCGCCUGCGAGAAGGGCAGGCAGUGGCAGCAUGCCAUGUCGUUGAUCAGCAUGAUGCGGGAUGCGACGGUGGAGCCCGAUGCCAUCAGCUACAGCGCUGGCAUCAGCGCGUGUGCGAAGGGCGAGCAGUGGCAACGGGCUCUGUCGCUGCUCGGCGAGAUGCGGGAGGCGCAGUUGGAGCCCAACGUCGUCGGAUGCAACGCUGGGAUCAGCGCGUGCACGGAGGGCGGGCAGUGGCAGCAGGCUCUGUCGCUGCUCACCAGCAUGGGGAGGUCGAAAGUGGAGCCGGACGUCAUCAGCUACAGCGCUGGCAUCAGCGCGUGCGAGAAAGGCAGGCAGUGGCAGCAUGCUCUGGCGCUGCUCUGCGGCAUGCGAGAGACGAAAGUGGAGCCCGACGUCAUCUUUUCACUUUCAAUGGAGCUGCAAGCGCGUGUGGGAAAUGCGGAGAGUGGCGGCUGGCUCUGUCUUUGCUGGUCGAAAUUGCGAAGGCGAAGUUGGAGCCCAGCGUCAUCAGCUACAGUGCUGGGAUCAGCGCGUGCGAGAAGGCUGGGCACUGGCAGCAGGCUCUCUCUUUGCUUACCGGGAUUUGGGAACAGACGUUGGAGUUCAAUGUCGUCUGCUACAACGCUUGCAUCAGCGCUUGCGAGAAAGGCAGGCAGUGGCAGCAGGCUCUGUCGCUGCUCAAUCAGAUGUGGGAGGCGAGGUUGAAUGUCGACGACACAAGCUACAACGCUGGGAUCAGCGCGUGCGGCAUAUGCGAGCGGUGGCAGCAUGCACUGUGGCUGCUAGGCGAGAUGCGUCGAGCGAAAUUAAAGCCAGACGUCAUCAGCUACAGCGCUGGGAUCAGCGCGUGCGAGAAGGGCAUGCAGUGGCAGCAUGCUAUGUGGCUGCUCAGCGAGGCGUACGGGGCGAAGGUGGAGCCAGACGUCAGCAGCUACUGCGCCGUGAUCAGCGCCUGCGAGAAGAGCGGCGAGUGGUACAGAGCUCUGUGGCUCUUCGGCGAGAUGCGGGUGGAGAAUUUAAAGCCCGACGUGAGCAGCUGCAACGCUGUGAUCAGCGCGUGCGAGAAGGGCAGGCAGUGGCGGCGAGCUUUGUCGCUGCUCGGCGAGGCGAGGAGGGCGAGGUCGGAGUGCACCGUCGUCAGCUUCAGCGCCGGGAUCAGCGCCUGCGAGAAGGGCGCGCAGUGGCAACGGGCGCUGUCACUGUCUAGCGAUAUGUGGGAGGCAAAGCUGGAGCCGGACGUCUUCGCUACAGCGCUGGAAUCAGCGCGUGCGAGAAAGGCGCGCAGUGGCGGCAGGCUCUGUGGCUGGUCAGCAAGAUGCGGAAGGAGAAUGUGGAACCCAACCUCAUUAGCUACAAUGCUGCGAUCAGCGCCUGCGAGAAAGGCAACCAAUGGCAAUGGGCGCUGGCAGUGUUGCGAGAGUCGCGCGCGGCAGAGUUGGAUCCGAACCUCAUCAGCUACAAUGCUGGGAUCAGCGCGUGUGAGAAAAGUGGGAAAUGGCAGCAGGCGCUGCUCUUGCUCGGCGAGCUGGAGGAACAGUGGGAGCCCGACGACAUCAGCUACCUCGCCGGAAUCGGCGCGUGCGAGAAGGGCGGGCAGUGGCAGCCAGCCCUGUCGCUGCUCACCGACCUCAGCAGUGCCUGCGUUGCGAGGCUCGCGCGCGACGCCAUCGGCGGCGACGCUGCCACUGGCGGCGCGCGUGAGGAGGCCGAGCAGUGGCAACGGGCCGUGGCAGCGAUCGGCGACGUUUGGAAGGCAAAGCUGGAGCCCGAUGUCAUCUCUUACCACAGCGCCGGGAUCAGCGCGUGCGAGAAGGCCGGGCAGUGGCAGCGGGCGCUGGCGCUGCUGGGCGAGAUGCGCGGGGCGAGGCUGGAGCCGAACGCCGGUCAGCUACAACGCCGCCAUCAGCGCGUGCGAGAAGCGCUGGCAGUGGCGGCGGGCCCUGGCGCUGCUCGGCGAGAUGCGGGGUGCGGCGGUGGAGCCUGAUCCCAUCGCCUACAGCGCUGGGAUGAGCGCGUGCGAGAAAGGUGGGGACUGGCAGCGGGCGCUGGCGCUGCUCGGCGAGUUGCGGGAGGCGAAGCUGGAGCUGGACUGUUUACCUUUCUUGGUCGGCUACAACGCUGCGAUCUGCGCGUGCGAUGCAGGUGGGCAGUGGCAGCGGGCUUUGGCACUGCUCCGCGAGAUCUCGAAGGCGCAGCUGGAUCCCGACGCCGGCUGCUACAGCGCUGUGACAAUCGCGUGC